CUGAUGAUCAGUGUGUCCUGAUGAUCAGUGUACCCCAGCAGUGCCACCUGUCAGUGUCCAUCAAUGCCAGCUGUCAGUGCCCAUCAGUGCCAUCUAUCAGUGUCACGAAUCAGUACUGCCAAUCAGUGCCGCCUAUCAGUGCCAGUCAGUGCUGCCUAUCAGUGCCAUAUACGAGUGCUGCCUUUCAGUUCAGUGCCUCCUACCAGUGCCUCCUCAUCAGUGCAGCCUAUCAGUGCCCAUCACAGCAGCCUCAUUAGCGCACAUCAGUGAAGGAGAAAAAUCACUUAUUUACUAAAUUUUAUAA
Messenger RNA from Staurois parvus, 304 nucleotides. Lineage: Eukaryota; Metazoa; Chordata; Amphibia; Anura; Ranidae. The record is from the annotation of a GenBank genome assembly.